Dacryopinax primogenitus is the source of this 2233-nucleotide messenger RNA. RefSeq names its product alpha/beta-hydrolase. The record is from RefSeq and is a predicted model, not a curated record. The transcript has 2 exons. NCBI's taxonomy places the organism in Eukaryota, Fungi, Basidiomycota, Dacrymycetes, Dacrymycetales, Dacrymycetaceae. The coding region runs from base 85 to 1956 and encodes 623 amino acids.
CCUGCCCUCAACAAACAGAGCUCGUUCGCCUCCCCGCGGGGGAGUACCACUGCGCAAUCCGUUGUUGCCAGUGGGGCAGGGAGGAUGCUUUCCCCGCAGAAAGAGGUGCCUGAGGAGGCCGAGCUCAGCCACCGCUCCUCACUUGAUAGCAUCGCCGAGGAGGUCCGGCGUACUCUCCAGCUUGCAGAGGACGGUAGUGCCAGAGACCGUGAGGCGAAGCCGUACGUCAACAAAGGCAAGUCUGCCUCAGAGCCACCUGCAAGUGCGAUCCAGUCCCGCGUCCAGAUUACCGGGGAACCGUCAAUGCCCCAGACCGACAGCUACUCGCCUAGCGUCGACUCAAACUUCCCUGCUGGGACAAGUUUCCUCCCCAUCCCAGCUGCGCCUGCCAAAGGUGCAAGCUCGGAGAACCUCGCCAUCGCACAACAACUGCGCUCUCCAAGGUAUACUAAGCUGCUGACGCUUAAGCGUUCUCCGCACCGCGGGCUCACCGUCUCCCUCGCCGAUGUGGGCAGCUCAACCGGCCACCCGGUGUUCGUCUUCCUCGGCCUCGGCUGUGUACGCUACAUCAUCGGUCUGUACGACGAGAUGGCUGAAGCGCUUGGGCUCCGGCUUGUGUGCGUCGACCGUUGGGGCUUGGGUAAGACAGACGACGUCCCUGCGGAGAAACGCGGCUUACUUGAAUGGGCCGCCGUCAUGGAAGAAGUUGCGGACAUGAUGGAUAUUACUGAAUUCUCGAUGUUGGCACAUUCCGCUGGAGCCCCGUACAGCCUUGCCACGGCUUUGAGGCUUGGUAGGAGGGUUGCUGGCAGCAUCCACCUGCUGGCCCCGUGGGUCAGUACCACCGUCGAAGGCGGCUACAAGUGGCUCAAGUAUGUGCCAAAUGGACUGCUGAAGACCGCCCAGGCCGCGGAGUGGAAGGUGCAAGGCUGGAGGCUCGGCAAGCCGCCAACGAUCCAAUACCAGGCUAUUGGAUACAACGCCGCUACCGGCGCCUCGACCGGUGUGGACGAUCGCCAGAGCUUCCAGUUCAGCGACUAUGACGACCUUGCUGACUUUGAUGGCCGGUUCAGCAGUCGUACAAGUCUUCAAGCCACGAUCAAUGGUAUCAGCUCACUCCCUCCUAUCCCUCCCACCCCACCAACCUCGAGCGACGUCAGUCCCAAAGGUGUCGUGAAGCACAAGACAUCAAAAGGAAUUAUGAGUAUAUUCCGGGGCAACAAACAUAAUGGUGGCAUCUCACCCAAAACGCCAUCCUCCACCACUUCGACUUUGCCAAAGGGUUCCCGAGGCAGUUUCAUUACCGGCCGCAGGCACAGCAAUGCCGGACAGUCGAUUAUGAGUGCGACCAGCACUCUUCCGUCGCUCAAUUUGCCCACUAUCGAACCAGAUGACGUCGGCUUGGGCAUCAAGUUCGACAUUCUCGAAGAGUAUGCUAUGACUGGCGCCUUGCCGACCAGGAAAAGCGACGGCCCCCCGACGAUCAACCCCCGCGCUGGUCUGGGUCGGAGGUCAAUCUCGCUGACAUCCCGGAAUAGCAGCCGCAAUGGUGGACCAAGCGCACUGGCCGCACCCUUGAUGCAGCGUGCCAACACGUCGCCAACUGCGCCCCCGCCUAAGGCACCAGGCAAGGCCAUCACCCUCGCUGAUGCCCUUGUCCGUGCAUCACAUGCCGAGUCGCUCAAGGGUGGAACAGCAGACCUGCUCGCCAUCCUAGAGCGUGACUCUAAGCCAUGGGGCUUCUCAUACACCGACGUCCGACAUUCCGUGCUAGUGUGGUAUGGCGAGAAGGACGAAAAGAUCAGUAUCAACAGCGUGCGAUGGAUGGAGCGCGCUAUGACCGACUGCAAAGUUAAACUUGUGCAAGGUGCAGGGCAUUCACUACUCACCAACGCGCAAGUCGUCGUCGAGGCUCUCGAGAGCAUCGCAAAAGAAUGUGUCAUUCGCGAUUACUGAGCGCCGCCAUCCAGCACACCAGUAUAUAUACCCCACCACAUGUAUUCCCGCCUCUCUACCCAGGCCGGUUGUGUACCCUCGCGCCAGCGCGCACCGUUGUAUAUCACGCUCUCUCUCGCUGAACUCGCGCUUACGGCUACACCCAUCAUUCUACCCAUAUUCAACAUACCUUCGGUCCUUUAAUUUGUUGGUAUAUAAUCAGUUGUUUAUUCCCGCCACUUGGCUCGGUGGAUCCCAGUUAAUGUACAGUACGCGUACUCCAUAGAGCACACCAACC